AUGAUUCAGCUGCGUAUUUCCACGGAAUUUUUGGCUUUGAUGAAAAAAGUAACAGCAGCACCACGAAUCCUGGAUAUCGUAAAUAUGCAAGGAGCGCAACGAGUGCUGGAACGUUUAGCUGAUAUGCUUGCGAAAAUUCAAAAAGCACUGGGUGAAUACUUGGAACGCGAGCGUAGCUCGUUCCCACGCUUCUAUUUUGUUGGUGACGAAGAUUUACUCGAAAUUAUGGGCAACAGGUAA
This is a messenger RNA of Gongylonema pulchrum, 240 nucleotides long. The record is from the annotation of a GenBank genome assembly. NCBI's taxonomy places the organism in Eukaryota, Metazoa, Nematoda, Chromadorea, Rhabditida, Gongylonematidae.